Molecule: messenger RNA, 1461 nt
Organism: Closterium sp. NIES-65
Lineage: Eukaryota; Viridiplantae; Streptophyta; Zygnematophyceae; Desmidiales; Closteriaceae
Source: the annotation of a GenBank genome assembly
AUGGGUUUACGGGGAUGCCUCGUGCGGGUGGGCCUGCUUGCCGUCGUUCUCUCCAUGAUUCAUUUCCAGCCUGCCUUCGCCGGUCGACUUCUCGUAGACGAUUCCAUAGCAGCCUCUCUCAGUGCUGAUAGCGAAGCUUCUCUAGCGGGAGCCGCUGAUGUUACCGUUGGAUCGGGAACGAGCGGUCCAGAGGCAGCGAGCGUGGUGCAGAGCGGUGCAGCGGACCCGUGCGCGCUGUGGAGUCAGGAUAUUGCCACGAAUGCAGCGAGCUGGGACGUUGCGAAGCCCUCUACAGUUCGCGAAUGCUUGCGAAACCUGAAGAUCAGAGAGAGUGACGUGGAAGAUCUUCGGUCAGUAGUCAACGGAGUCAACAACCACUACGUCUACAAGGACAUCGCCGUUGACUCGCCCGACCAGACGAACCUUCCCAGCAGCGUCGACAUCGUCGCGGAGCUGACGGUCAUUCUGCAGCGCGCCGAGCAGGGCGAAUACGAACGGCUGAUGGACGCCCACGUGGACACGUUCAACGCGAUCAACGGCCUGAACGACGGCCUGAACGCAGCAAGCAGCAGCGGCGGCGGCAACGGCGGCGGUGGCGGCGGCGGUGGAGGCAGCAAAGAGAGGGGUUUGGGGGAGGCUCUUCCUGUGUUCCAGCGGGAUGUGCUGAGGAGGCGACUCCAGUAUGGGCAACACCAGCAGCCCCACAGGCGCCAGUUGCAGCGGCAGUUGCAGGAGCAGCAGGCGGAGGGGCAAGAGGAGCAGGGGCAAGAGGCGCAGGGGCAAGAGGCGCAGGGGCAAGAGGCGCAGGGGCAAGAGGAGCAGGGGCAAGAGGCGGAGGGGCAAGAGGCGCAGGGGCAAGAGGCGCAGGGGCAAGAGGAGCAGGGGCAAGAGGAGCAGGGGCAAGGGGAGCAGGGGCAAGAGGAGCAGGGGCAAGAGGAGCAGGGGCAAGGGGAGCAGGGGCAAGGGGAGCAGGAGCAAGGGGAGCAGGGGCAAGAGCUGGAGGGGCAAGAGACAGAGGGGCAAGGGGAGCAGGGGCAAGAGGAGCAGGUGCAAGGGGAGCAGGGGCAAGAGGCGCAGGGGCAAGAGGAGCAGGGGCAAGGGGAGCAGGGGCAAGAGGAGCAGGGGCAAGGGGAGCAGGGGCAAGGGGCGGAGGGGCAAGAGGCGGAGGGGGAGGGGCAAGAGGCGCAGGGGCAAGAGGCACAGGGGCAAGAGACGGAGGGGCAACAGGGGGAGGAUCAACAGGGGGGUGGGGAAGAGGUGGGUGGGGAAGAGGUGGGUGGGGAAGAGGCGGGUGGGGAAGAGGCGGGUGGGGAAGAGGUGGGUGGGGAAGAGGCUGGUGGGGAAGAGGCGGGUGGGGAAGAGGCGGGUGGGGAAGAGGCAGGUGUGGAAGAUGGGGUUGGAGAAGACUCAGGUGGGGAAGAGACGGAUGGGCAAGGGGCGCCGGUGGUAAUCAUCUUCUAA